This is a messenger RNA of Sus scrofa (pig), 5410 nucleotides long. It is a transcript of the gene SYT13, whose product is annotated as synaptotagmin 13. Gene Ontology annotation, molecular function: calcium ion binding; phosphatidylserine binding; clathrin binding. NCBI's taxonomy places the organism in Eukaryota, Metazoa, Chordata, Mammalia, Artiodactyla, Suidae. Gene Ontology annotation, biological process: calcium ion-regulated exocytosis of neurotransmitter; synaptic vesicle endocytosis. The record is from RefSeq and is a predicted model, not a curated record. Gene Ontology annotation, cellular component: axon; dense core granule; plasma membrane.
CAGCCUCCAUCCGCAUCAGUUCCCUCUCCCUGGUCGCCUGCCCCUCUCCCUGGUAGCAAAUACCGGGCAAGAUGGGGAGAUGGUUAAGCUCCAGCUCUGUGUGUUUGAAAGGACUCCUGGAGGAAGGUGUUUUCCAGCCCGCUUGGCCAGAGAGAGUGAACAAAGGGUUAGCUAUCCGGUAGAAUGAACCCUACACGAUCAGAGCAGAGCGACAGGCCUGGGUUUGAGCCCGGGUUUGCCCUCUAACGCACAGUGUGACCUCAGCGAGAUCCUGCCCUCCCGGGACCCAAAUGUCCUCCUACGUAAAGCGCGACGAAUGGCCCGAGGCGACCCUCAGGUUCCUUCCACCUGAACAGCUCCGUCUCCGGGGUGGGGGUGGGGGUGGGGGGGGUGUCUGGUCACGUGGCUGGCGGGGAGGGAUGCUGCUUGACGCGGUGCCCAGUGCGGACCUACCAGCCGGCUCCGGGUCCAGCCUCCUGCUCUGACGUCCUCGAGCCGUCUUCCAUCCCCGCCUCUCCGGCGGCGGGAGAGCGGCUGGCUCGCCCGGAUCCCAGGCCGGGGAGGUGCACAGCGGCGGGACCGAGCCCCGCGCGCGGAGCGGCCACCAUGGUGCUGUCGGUGCCGGUGAUCGCGCUGGGCGCCACGCUGGGGACGGCCACCAGCAUCCUCGCGCUGUGCGGGGUCACCUGCCUGUGCCGGCACAUGCACCCCAAGAAGGGGGUGCUGCAGCGGGACCAGGACCCCGAUCCGGAGAAGGCGAGGCCCGGCGUGCUCGGGUCCGCCCAACAGUUCAAUGUCAAAAAGUCCACGGAGCCCGUCCAGCCCCGAGCACUCCUCAAGUUCCCAGACAUCUACGGACCCAGGCCGGCUGUGACGGCCCCGGAGGUCAUCAACUACGCAGACUAUACGCUGAGGACCACGGCGGAGCCCGCUGCACCUGCCAGCCCCCAGGCCCCAAAUGACAGCCGCCUCAAGAGGCAGGUCACAGAGGAGCUGUUCGUCCUUCCUCAGAAUGGUGUAGUGGAGGAUGUUUGUGUCAUGGAAACCUGGAACCCAGAGAAGGCUGCCAGUUGGAACCAAGCCCCCAAACUUCACUACUGUCUGGACUAUGACCGGCAAAAGGCUGAACUGUUUGUGACUCGCCUGGAAGCUGUGACCAGUGACCAGGACGGAGGCUGUGACUGCUAUGUCCAGGGCAGCGUGGCCAACAGGCUGGGCUCCGUGGAGGCCCAGACGGCCCUGAAGAAGCGGCAGCUGCACACCGUGUGGGAGGAAGGCCUCGCGCUCCCCCUGGCGGAGGAGGAGCUCCGCACAGCGACCCUGACACUGACCCUGAGGACCUGUGACCGCUUCUCCCGCCACAGUGUGGCUGGGGAGCUGUGCCUGGGACUGGAUGGGGUGUCGGUGCCCCUGGGGGUCGCCCAGUGGGGAGAGCUGAAGACUUCAGUUAAGGAGCCGUCCGCAGGGACUGGGGAGGUCCUUCUAUCCAUCAGCUACCUCCCGGCUGCCAACCGCCUCCUCGUAGUACUGAUUAAAGCCAAGAACCUCCACUCUAACCAGUCCAAGGAGCUCCUGGGGAAGGAUGUCUCGGUCAAGGUGACCUUAAAGCACCAGGCUCGGAAGCUGAAGAAGAAGCAGACGAAACGAGCCAAGCACAAGAUCAACCCCGUGUGGAACGAGAUGAUCAUGUUUGAGCUGCCGGAUGACCUGCUGCGGGCCUCCAGCGUGGAGCUGGACGUGCUGGGCCAGAGCGCUGACGGGCAGAGCUGUGCGCUUGGGCACUGCAGCCUGGGCCUGCACGCCUCGGGCUCCGAGCGCAGCCACUGGGAGGAGAUGCUUAAGAACCCGCGCCGGCAGAUCGCCAUGUGGCACCAGCUGCACCUGUAGCCCAGGCCACCGCCCUCCUCCGGCACAGCCCGCCACUCCCUCCACCCCCGUCAGCCCCAGCUGUCCUCUGCACCCUCCUCUUGUGCCCCAUCCACGGUCUGACACCCGAAGACAGACUUAUGUGCAAAGACCAGGACCCUCCUCUUCCUCUCCCAUCACGCUCCCGUUUCUUAAAAACGAGCAGGGCAGGGCAGGAUGGAGAGGGGACAUUUGGGUCACUGAAGAAUAUAUUUGUCUCAUCUGGUUGUCGAAGAGACUCAUCAAAUACAGCCUGUGACAUGUUUUGGCAGUGGGCAUCAGGCUGGAUGCAGAGAAAGCCAAAUGUAGGGAAUUAAUGGAUGCAAAGAUGGUGGCUUUGUAAAAAUAAGCAGCUCAAAUGAUGACGGGAGUUGCCGUUGUGGCUCAGUGGAAGUGAAUCUGACUAGUAUCCACGAGGACACAGGCACUCCCUGGCCUCACUCAGUGGGUUAAGGAUCCGGUGAGCUGCGGUGCAGGUCGGCAGCUACAGCCUGGAACCUCCAUAUGCUGCAGGGGCGGCCCUAAAAACAACAACAAUGGUGACAGAAAUAAAGUAUCCUGGAUCCUAAGAAUUAGAGAUUGUCAGGGCAGGAUGGAGUCUCCACCAGCAUCAAAUCAUGCUGCUGAUCCAAGGCACGAACCCAGCAGUUCUUAAACCUUAGUGUGUGAAGAAUCACCAGCAGAUUCCUAGGCCCUGCUUGAGAGGUUCCAAAUCCAUCUUCCUGGUUGAACCCCAGGAGCCUGAUUUUUAAUAAGCACUGAGUGGCUUGGAUGCUGAGGUUGAAGUACUGCGCUUGGAGAAAUCCCUUUUCCAACAUUCCAGGCAGGGUCCCUCGUCCUCCUCGGGCCAAACACCCUGGGGUGGCCAGUGGCCACGCUGGACAUCUCAGCCGUCAGUGUGAAAUACGGGAGCCUGUGUUCGUUAUUUAAUGAUUUGAAUUCCUAACAUCUUUCUUUGCGCUUCUCAGAUCCUGCUCUUGGACUGAACGUUGUGCUUCCUAUUGAAUAAUUGUACUGUUUCAUCUCAAAAUCCGUUUUUGCCAUUUGAAGGCCCUCCUUCACCAGGGAGAGGUAGGCUCCACCGUGAACUAAUUGAGCGCUAGUUGUCACACCCACCAGCAUCACCAAAGUGACCCUCUGAGUCAGACCCAUCCCUUCUCAGCACACCAGCCACUUGAGGUGGAAUUUGAUUUGGAGCACAUAUGAAUUUAGUCUGGCCCCGUGGAGGUGGAGAAGGAAACGAAGUCUUUUGCAAAUGUGCCCUCUCUUUUUAGGGCCUAUCACUUUCAUCAGUAAAUAACCAGCUGCUAGGUUUCAGAACACGACCUUAUCAUUCCAAGAGCUGGUCAUAUCACGAAUAAUAUCAUGAGCCUUGCUGAGUGGCUGUAAUAUCUGCCUGGGAACCGGGGUUCCUGGGUUCUCUUGUUGACCAUCCGUAAAAUAGGACUAAUGACACUAAUGCAGGUGGCACCUUCUCUGAACGAUUCUGCAGAUGAACUCGUACUCAAGAGCUGUAGAUGCCCCCUGGCUAGGAACAAACUCCGAGGCCACCAGCUUGAUCUUUAAGCUUCAUACUGGCAGUUGACCAUGCCUGGAAGUGCCAGAACGAUCCCAGGCAUUUCCAGAACCAUCGGUUCGGCAUUUGGACCCUUCAUGACCGACAUCUAAACUCUGGGCCUUCAGGUGUCCCCCCCGCCCCUGGACCUAAAAAAAGAAUUUCUUUCCUUCAGUCAAGUCAUUCUUGGCCUCGCCCUGAGAAUCUGAGCAAGGACGUAUCACCUCUUGUCAUUAUUUUCCCAUUCUGGACAAAAGUAGAAAAGCAUUUAGAGAUAACUUCCACUCAUCCCCUGAAGAAACAGAAAAAAAAUAGUGACUCCCUCUUAAAUGGGAAAAUCAUUCAGAUAAUUGGAAAUCUCACCCGUUAAGGCUGCCCACUUCCUGCCAAGUUUUAUUUUUUAGGCAAGGCCUUCAUUAGUGGUUUCCUACAAGAGGUUUUGGCAUUUCCCCCUUUAGCACUCUGGCCCCCCUGUUUUGGGGGUCGGCGUGCUCAAACAGAGCAAAACUCUCCCUAUGGAAGCUGACUGCUACUCGUGCUUGCUGACAUCUCACACUCCAAUCUAGAAAAGUCUGGAUUCCAGAUUUAAAGUCAGGAAACGUGGGUUCCGCUUCCUUCUAAGUCCAUGUACCUGCCUUACUGUCCACCAAAGGAUGCUUGAGGUGAGCUGAUUGCACCCCUGGUUCCAGAAUAUCAACUCUACCCACGGUCAUUCUAUCUGAGGCAUUCAUUUCUUUGGAUCUCAAAGGUUUCCUUUUCCAGAAUCCAAACUAAAGGUGGCCCCUAAAGGUAUCGCCGCUUAACAUCCUAGGUGCCUGCCAUCACCUCGGCAAGCUUGUACUGAAAUGAAACAGGUUUUGCAAGGGGUCUGCCUGUUGUGUUACUGGUAUAUUCGAGUGCCUAGAACAAAGCUGGUUCAUGGGCCCUCUGUAUAUAUUUGUUGGAUGAAUUAAAAUGAAGGACAGACAGGAGAGCAGGCAGAAGAAGACCUAUUUUUAUGUAAGUGGCAUAAGAACCAGAGUCCUAGCUGAGUUCUCAAUGGUCAAGUCAUCAGACAUCUCAGCAGUCAGUCUAGAAAUUCAUGAGACUGUGUGUGACCAUUCACCUGAUGGCAAUUUAUAGCUCGCUGUUAAGUGUAAUUAAUGAUAGACAGGAACAUAAAAGCUGUGCUUUUCCACCAAAACUCCAUCUCAGUGAAUUUUAAAUCACCCAGAGGUAUCAGACUGCCAGAUGAAAAACCUUCAGUCAUCUUUGCAUCAGCUUACUUUGUACCAGAUGCAUUUGCAAAUUACUGCCAAAUUAGAGUAAUUGAGUCUAUGUGAAUGCAUCAGUUUUUUUUUUUUUUUUGAAAGGAACACUUUGUCCUUUGCCAGGGGGCAUUUUCUAAGAAGGGCAUGAAGCAGAGGUGAAAAUAAAAUGGGAAACGAUCUCAGACUGGGCUGUUGCCCACAGCGUUGACCUGGCUCUGUCUCGCGAUAUGAUGAUGGGAGAGAGUCUGAUCUCAUUUAUCUGUGACUCACUUCUUGUGUCAAACUAAUAAAUCAUCGUUGAGCGCCUAUUGGUGAAGAUCUUGCACACGUCUGUCCAUUUCAACCUGAGCUAUGACUCUUAUCCAGACUGAGUGGCAAAUCGCCCUAAAGGAUGCUGUGUAGAGAGAGCAAGAUGGGAGAGCAGCUCUUUCAGGGCAAUUCCUUCAGGCUUUAAAGGAGUCUUGGACAGCUGGGGGCUGCAGCUUACGUCGAAUGGAGGUGAGGACCACCCAGAAGAGAGAGUUAGUCCUUGUGAUUUGUUUUUGCUGCCCGUGUUUCCUGUUGUCCAUGCCAAGUGUGUGUCUGUUUUACAAUCAUGAACCGAAGCACAAAAAGACGCAUGAGACAUUGUAGUCAUAUGUCUGGUGUCACACUCUGGAAAUCUUGCAGUGGUAAAUAAAUAAUUUCCAACAGGGUCACC